AUGCGAUGGCUGGGGGGACAGUUCUCUGGACAUGUAAAUAAUCGAUUAAACUUGAUAAGAGAAAAUGAAGACUUGGAUGCAGAGGAAAGUGCACUUGAUCGAUCGUAUCAACUGGUUAAGGAGGAGUUGCUGCAAUUGCAUGCUAAUAGGCAACUCGCUUAUGUCACCGCUUCUGAUUUGAGACAUGUUCGAGUCUAUGAGGAUCAGACAAUUAUUGCUGCUAAGGCACCUUACGGAGGGACGCUGCCUGUACCCCAGUCCAUCACGAAUUCGGCACAAUCGAAGGGACCAGUUAUGCUAUAA
Molecule: messenger RNA, 303 nt
Organism: Diachasma alloeum
Lineage: Eukaryota; Metazoa; Arthropoda; Insecta; Hymenoptera; Braconidae
Product: transcription factor E2F6-like
Exons: 1
Coding region: 1-303 (100 amino acids)
Molecular function (GO): protein dimerization activity
Source: RefSeq, a predicted model, not a curated record